AUGGCGACAGCCCACGACAUACCGUUGUUGAUUGUCGCGGAAAACUCGUCUUCGGAGCGAAGAAUCAACCCUUCUUGGACCAUCUCGCAGCUCAAGGGUCGCCUCGAGCCCAUCACCGGUAUACCGGCGAACUGCCAAAGCCUCUCCAUCAAGACUGGCCAGCAAGCAUCGCAACCCAUACAAGCGCAACAUGAGGACUCCACCCAGCUGGCUCGCUGGCCCUUACACGCUUAUGCCGAGAUUCAUGUCUCAGACACACGUCCACCAGGCGCUCGAGCCAACUAUACCGACGUAUCUGCUGUAGAGAAGUAUGAGAUGCCACCGGCGGAAUACGAGUCACGAACCGACAGCGUCCUUGCCUGGAAAAAGGCCCAAAAGCUCGGCCGCUUUGACCCAAACGCUCCGAGCAUCGAGCAGCAGAAGCGCGAUGCCACCUACCGUGAGGUCGAGCAGCGGGCUAUUCAAGUAGGCUGUAGAUGUCGGCUACUACCCGAUGAUGAUGCGCGGAGAGGCGAGGUAAUGUUCGUUGGUGAUGUGCCCGAGAUACCAAGCGGUAUAGGCGCAUGGGUGGGCGUGAAGCUCGACGAGCCUACUGGAAAGAACGAUGGGAGUGUCAAGGGUGUGAGGUACUUCCAAUGCCCUACAAACUGUGGCGUUUUCGUCCGGCCAGAGCGUGUGGAGGUUGGCGACUUCCCAAUGCUUGAUGAACUCGCAGAUGAAGACGAGGAGUUCUGA
Molecule: messenger RNA, 735 nt
Organism: Baudoinia panamericana UAMH 10762
Lineage: Eukaryota; Fungi; Ascomycota; Dothideomycetes; Mycosphaerellales; Teratosphaeriaceae
Exons: 2
Coding region: 1-735 (244 amino acids)
Biological process (GO): cytoplasmic microtubule organization
Cellular component (GO): nucleus; cytoplasm; microtubule plus-end
Molecular function (GO): microtubule plus-end binding
Source: RefSeq, a predicted model, not a curated record